GUGCUCUUUGUUGUGUGAUGCGCCCACAAGUGUCCAAGGUUUGUAGCUGACUGAUGCCUUCUUUCUUCGUUAAUUUUCGGUUUCAACCAUGGAUCGACCAAAGAUUGUUAGACACAAAGCAACUGUCUCUGGACUACCUGGAUUCUCAGCAAAUUUUCUCGCCACAUUUAUGAUUGCAUUCCCAAUAUUUUUCUGCUGGUUUUGCUUCAUAACAAUUCACAACUAUGGAGGAUCGCUGCAGCUCGCUGGACAAGCCUUGUUGGGACAUAUUGCCUCUGGUGACAUUGCUCGUUUUCUGUGGUCUACUAUUCCCCGUGUAACGUUUGACGGUGCUUGCUUUUAUUUUGGCUGGAUUUUCGUGCAAGCAAUGUUUUACCUGUUUAUGCCAGGCCCAUCAGGCUACGGUCAGAUGACCCCCGGUGGUAACGUGUUGAAGUACCACUGUAAUGGCCUCAAUUCAUGGAUAGUAACCCACAUUGCUGCUGUGACGGGGGUAUACUUUGGAGUUUUUCAAGGAACAAUAAUUUUUGAUAAUUUGGGCUCAUUUUUUGUCUUGGCAAAUUUAUCUGGUUUGGCAUUAAGCUUCUUUGCACUUUUCAAGGCCUAUAAUUUCCCAACUCAUGCAGAGGAUCGACGGUUUUCCGAUUCAUUGGUGUACGACUUUUUCAUGGGAAUCGAACACAAUCCAAGAAUUGGCAACCUCGAUUUCAAACUUUUCUUCAAUGGAAGGCCAGGUAUUCUUGCGUGGACACUAAUUAAUUUGUCUUGUGCUGCCAAACAGUUUCAGCUUUAUGGUCAUGUUACAAAUUCGAUGAUCAUAGUUAAUGUCCUUCAUGCGAUGUAUGUCGUUGAUUAUUUCUAUAAGGAGGACUGGUACCUCCGUACAAUCGAUAUUGCGCAUGACCAUUUUGGAUUCUACCUUGCUUGGGGCGAUCUUACAUGGCUUCCUUUCAUGUAUACCAUUCAGUGCUACUUUUUGGUACACAACCCUGUGCAACUUUCAGUAUUGGCUGUCCUUGGUAUCUCGGUUCUAGGAGGCGUUGGUUAUUUCAUAUUCCGUUCUGUAAACUCGCAGAAAGACAACUUCCGCAUUGACAUGCAAACAAAAGGCAAAAGUAUUAUAUGGGGAAAGCCUGCCAAAUACAUCCCAGCCACUUACUACACAACUGAUGGAAAACUGCACAAAAGCCCUCUGCUAAUGUCAGGAUGGUGGGGUUUAUCAAGGCACUUUAAUUAUGUUGGAGAUUUGAUGGGUUCUUUGGCUUACUGCCUUCCUUGCGGUUUCACGCACCUUCUUCCUUACUUCUAUAUCAUCUACAUGACUAUUCUUCUCGUACAUCGUGUUUACCGCGAUGACGUCAGAUGUCGAGAAAAGUACCGGGAAUUCUGGGACCGUUACUGCAAAGAAGUCCCAUAUCGUAUAGUACCGUACAUUUAUUAAUAGUGGCAUAAAAACGAGAUAUAUUAGAAAAGAAGUUAAUCGAAAUGAUUGUGAGUAUAUAACGAGUAUAUAACGAGUGGUUGGCUUAUUCAUAUUAAUGUAACAAUCAAACCAAUGGAAAUUCA
This is a messenger RNA of Rhopilema esculentum, 1566 nucleotides long. Its product is annotated as 7-dehydrocholesterol reductase-like. The record is from RefSeq and is a predicted model, not a curated record. NCBI's taxonomy places the organism in Eukaryota, Metazoa, Cnidaria, Scyphozoa, Rhizostomeae, Rhizostomatidae. Gene Ontology annotation, cellular component: endoplasmic reticulum membrane. Gene Ontology annotation, biological process: cholesterol biosynthetic process; brassinosteroid biosynthetic process. Gene Ontology annotation, molecular function: 7-dehydrocholesterol reductase activity.